UUCCCCUAUUCCAAAAUUGUGCAUAUAAUAUUUCUAUACGUACAUACAUAUGUACAUACUACAUAAGUCAUAGUUUCCUCACUUUUCUAUUUGCCAUCUUAUUUGCUCUAAACCGAGUUCCAAUACUAUCAUUGCUGCCGCCUUUGAAGAUAUCGAGCUGCGAAAAGCAUUGCAUAUGCAGGCAUCUGGGCGGCAUGUUGCAAGUGAAACGGUGCAUUAGGUGCUUGCUAUGUUACCACACGACUUUCUUUCGGUUCCUUCACAGUUGCGCUCUCGUUUUUGUAGUACUAUAUAGUUUUCACAUUACUGAAUGAAUAUAGAAGUGUAGUGGAUGCUACAGUAAAUUGUUCAUUGUGGACUCUUCUGGUACAUCACCAGACAUUGUUGCAUUGUAGAAAUGUGUAGAUACUAGGCGAUGGGAAAUAUGCAAGCAAUACGCAAAGUGAGCAUGAGAAUGUGCAAGUGAAAAUAUCAGAUAUGGUUAAAAUGCACUUCAUUUGUAUUUUUCCAAUGUUGGUUUUUUUUACUCUGUAGUUGUUCUAUCAAUAUAUUGCACGGCAUCUGCUAAUAAUAACAGUGAAUUGGUAAAAAUCGAAAAGACAUAAAGCAGUUUUAAUAAGUAAAACUUCACUUGGGAUAAGUUGCCUCGAAAUAUAGUUCUACACUAUACCUUGAAAGAAUAAAAAAAAAAAGAAGAAAAUAUGUGAUAGAAAAGUGAAAGUAUAGUACGUAAAUAUGUAAAAGAAAAUAUUUGACUUAAAUGUAACAGGCAUAUUUUAUGGCCCGCAUCGAAUACUACACAAAUGACACGCCUCGAUUGGCUAUGCAGUUUUCGGUUGUGUGUUUUUUUUUUAGUAUAUUGGUUAAAGUGUUUAUUACAGUGAAAUAUGGAAAUUUACCGUUGAAUCAAAGCAAAUUUAUAAUUAAGUUAAAAAGUGUAAAAUAAAACUCAACAAUUAUAAAUUAAAUGAUUGUAAGUCGAAUGUUUUUGCAUACAUAUUUCACACUGGCAAAGCAUAUGUAGUGAUAGCAACAAUAACAACUUAAAAUUACACUUCCUUAACAUUUGCGGACACCGAGCGAAAGAAGUAGAUGCAGUUAUGGCCUCGAUUUGGCGGUAUCCGAAUAGAACGAAGUACCGUGCUAAAGUUCCACAAGAUCACGAAGACUACUAUCGACUGGACCCCAGUAAAUAUAACAUAGAAAAUGCCUAUGAUAUCUAUAGAGCUCUGUGUUGCCGCAACACAAGUGAUACAAAACUCCUAUUUUUGCUUAACGGUCUGGCAACACUUUGCAAACAGCAGCAGACGGAGGCACAUAAUCCAAAAAAUUAUUUAGGCUUUAACACAGAAGAGUUGCUCUAUUGUUUGAGCGUCUCGCUUAUUCACACAUUUACGCAAGUGCGUGCUGCCGCGUUGCGCACCAUCCGUUAUGUGCUGGUGACACCACGUGAUGUCAAAAUAUUCAACUCCAUGCAGCUGCAACAUUUAGUAUGCCGCUCCAUCGAUGUGCUACUGAAGAACGAUGAUGAACGUGUGCAAGCACUGAAAUUGAUUCGCAAGAUGCUGGCCAUUUCACCGGUCGACAUCAAUCCUGUGCUCGUGCGUUGCCUGGUGUCGCUCGCCGAUAGCGGCAUUGAAGACGGCGACAAUAUGUUGCGCGCCUGCCUGGCCACACUAUGUGAGUUCGCGGUGUUGAAUCCUGUGCUGUUGAUCGUCUGCGGCGGCGUCACAGCAAUUACACGCAACGUCCUAGAAUGUCACAAUCCACGUAUCGCUGAGAGCCUGUGCGGCGUGCUGCUGUAUUUGCUGGAGUGGCCGCAGACGCGCAACAUAUCGGGCGUGCGGCUGGAUUGCCUCGCGGCGCCCUAUUGCGAUUUCACAUACCGUUUGGGCAUCAUGAACAAAAAUAAGGAUGCCCGUGAGUUGCGUUAUACUAGUUGCCGCCUGGCAUUGCUGUCGGUUUUGCGCAGUUGGACCGGUACAAUUGAGUUCUGUAAUCCCAGCAAACCGUCGGGGUUGAAAGCAAUAGUGGAUACGCUGUAUCUGAAUCAAAUGGAAGUGAGAAAAGCAAUAUUGGAUUUGCUUUACGAACUUUUGAAUGUACCACAACCGCCCUGGACGGAUGAUUACACGAUAGCCUUGCAGACUGUCGAUCCGUCAGACUUUCAGGAUGCCUGGUUGCUCAGCAAUGGAUUUGUUGCAAUGGAAGGACGCUUUAUCUUGCCAAGUUUGGCCGCACGUGCGCCAAAUGUUUGCGAGCAACAUUUGUCAUUACUGUUAUACUGUUUUCUAGAGACUGGACUCUUAAAUGCACUCGUUGAGGUGAUCAGAUCGAGCGAUACGCAUCUGUCGGUGCGUGCCACUGUGCUAGUUGGUAAAAUCUUGCAUUUGAUGCAUACGCAUUUACCGGCGGAUAUCUGCAGCACCAGCCCGGCACUGCCGACACUAAUUUCGCACGCAACUCAGGGUAAUCAAAACGCCACCGCCGCAAUAUCAGCUUUACAAAAUUACCAAAAAAUGCUACGCAAUCGUCCUGCAUCAUGUAGUUUAUUUUUGGAUAGUAUUAUACAAGGGGGAUCCUUAAUACAAACACGUCUGUUUCGUCGUGAAAUCAACGCUCAGGAUCAUGCGCGUUCGUUUAGUGGCAAUGCAUUGCAAUCGCCGCCAGUCGGCGGCCAUUUGACCAGUGGCGGUACACUGGGUAUUGCCGCUGGGGGUGGUCUGCUCACCAGCGAUCGGCAGCGUCUCGACUCGGUCUCAUCCAGCGAUGAAUCGAACGUGCAACCAUCCUCAUCUCGUCGUGCAAGCUUCCGUUUCAAGCGAAAACUAUUACCGUUCUUCGAAAAUCAGCGUGUGGCUAAAUUAAUACGUGAUUCGAAUGUAUUGUCGUCGCCGGACGAUAGUGGUUGGGACUGGGAUAUUAUUAUCACCAUAUUGCGCUCGAACAUAAUGCGCAGAGUCGACGAUACGGUCAACAAUUUCCUCAAAUCGCUCUUGGACUAUUACAAACCUAGUAAAAAUCGCUUUUCUCACCAAGACUUGGGCCGACCUGGAAGAACUAUGCCAGCGUUCGUUAUUGCAGGCCUGGAUUUCAUUGAUUGGCUGUUGGCUAAUCCGAUGAUGGAGAGCAUACGCAUACUCACCGAUUACUUUUCGGACAUCAGCAAACAAUUGCUGGCGGUGAGCACAUCAAAUCGUGCACACGACUGCCUCUUUAGUCCACAACACAUGAGUAGUACAAUGUGUCAGCAGUAUUUUUUAUACAUUGGCCGCAUGUGUCGCGCACAAAAUGGUAUUCGUAUACUGACCGACACGGCUGUGUUUGAGCACUUGAUAAAUUUGGUGCGCAAUACGGAUCAUGUGUGCUAUGUGAAGCUAGCUGUCUCCGCUCUAGAUUACUCGUUAGAAUCGGUGACACGUAAGGUGCUGGAGAAGGCUUUAACUGCGGCCAAAGUGCGUAGUGGUCGCUUGUAUGCCACACAAUUUUUGACCGUGCUGCUACGUGCGCGUCUGCACAACUUCGAGGUCUGGGGUAUCCCACUGAUCAUACAGCAGACGAAAGAUCCCGACCGUAGUGUCGUUUUGGCGGCAUUGGAUGUGCUUGAAGAGGCUUGUCACGAAAAGUAUUAUCUCGAGGAGAUUGUUAGCUUAUGGCCGGAUCUAAAGGCACUUGGCGAUGGUGGACGCUUAAUAAUGGCGCGUUAUUAUUCACUGUCGCGUGGUUUGAAUCGUUUGCAAGCGCGCAUACAAGAAGAGAUUGAGUACUGGAAGAGCGGCUAUAAUAAACGCUAUGUCCUGCUUGUCGAGGCUAAUACACAUUCCAGUUUAACAUUGCACAUACGUAAUGAAGAUGGGCACUAUAGUCGUCGUAAUUGCAAUACCCGACCGAUUAUAAUUCCUCCAAAUAUUCCACCUCAUCUCUACGGGCAAAUGGUACAAACGGCUCAGGGUACAACGGCAUUGCGAAAAUAUGGCGAUUUACCGCAUUUGGUUGACGUGAUUAGUCGUGGCAAGUGCACGGAUGAUGCCGAGUGUCUGGAAUUGAAGUCGGCCAUUUGGGCCGUUGGGCACGCAUCGACGCACUCGAAUGGAAUUGAAUAUUUCGUAGAAUCGGGAUCGAGAAUCUACGAGAAAUUGGUUAUACUGGCCACAAAAUGUGUCGUAUACUCAAUACGAUCGACUUGCUUCAAUGUGCUGGGUCUGAUUGGCGGUACAAACGAUGGUGCUAAUAUACUCUACAAGCUAAAUUGGUUGAGUGUGCGGCACGAUCGCAACACAGUUUGGCCAGUGCAUCAGCCGGAGGAUUGGAUGUCGAAUAACUACACGCCGGUGCGGCAUCAUUACGAAGACAUGCCACCGUACAAUUACACCGGCAUUGAUGAUCAAAUCGAUGGCUCAUAUACGGGUAGCUAUUGGAAUUUGCUCUUGAGCAGCAGCAGUACGACGGGCCAUGAUGGCGGCGCCGCCAGCGCUAGCUCCGAAGCGCCAGAUGCUAAUACCACCGCGGACAGCAGUAGGACGUGCGAUGAUAUUGCCACGACGAAGCCACCGCAACCGCAACCGCAACACCAGCCGACGCUGCAGCAAACGGUUAGCGCCAAAUCGAAAACUCUACCGGAGAGCACAUACAUGCGCCAUAGCAAACAUCAGCGUUCGUUGUCGGAGUCGAAAACUACGGAUGUGAUCAGCCUAAUAAGCGGCACGGCCAUUGGCGCUAUGGGCGUGCAACAUCCGGCGCAUCGCAUACGUUACAACUCGUGCACCGAUUCGAAUACAUCGGGUGUGAGCAGUUGUGAGUCGGUGACCAUGCGUAUACAGAAUGUGGGCGAUUUCCAGCAAUUUCCGUUGAGUCCUAUACCGAGCAUGUCGAAUCUGGUGGUGGAUGUGCAACCGCAAAGAAGUCUAAUACUGCGUGGCACCUCCUUGGUUGGUGCUUCAUAUCUGAAUACCUCACUCAGUCCGGCGGAUAUAAAAGGUUAUGCGCAGCUACGUUCAUUGCGAAAGUACUGCCGACCAAUGGUCUCCGAGUCGGCGACAGACGUUUACGACAUUAUCGAUCGCAUUGAGUUUCUCUCACUCGGUUCGUCGGUGAUGCGGCCACGCAAAUCUUCCUUUGGCGAGUCGCAGCGUCGCAUGAAAGUGCGCAGCUUGGAUCGGCAAUCUUCGCUGCGCAUACCGCGCUUGGACUUUGAGGAAUUGCAGCAGGUACCGUUGCCAACACUGGCGGCACCAAAGUUUCUAGCACAAAACGAUUUGAAGGGCCCUUGCUAUGCAGGUAUUUGUCUUCCGAAAAAUCUGCUUGAUCUCUUCCCUACCCGCAAUGUGGGACGCACCUACGUCUCACGCGACAUACAAGAUCAGGAUUUGAUGGAUAUAAAUUUGCUUACGGCGAAUCAACAGUUCCUUAACGAUUCUUUGAACAAUGAAUGCGGCGAUGAAUCUUCGGUUAUAUCGUCGCUCUCGGACGUGUCGUCGGUGAGUAAGCGUUCGAAAUGGCUGGGCGCCAAGCACGGACGCAACAAUUGCCUCCAUUGUUCACGUGCACGACGUAAUCGCACACAUACACAGCGCCUGGAGAGUGACGCCGCCGCCGCCGGUGCCGCACUCAUCACAGGCGGUGAACUUUAUACCAGCAGUGGUACACUAGUUGGUGCCACAACAACUACACACGUUGCGCGUAAGACCAACAAACAGCCACCAGCCGCACAACAACUGCCAAGCAUACAACAGUCGAGUACGAAGACACAAGCGCCGCAGCAAAACACGCAAAGCUCCUCCACUAUACAGCUGUCGGACAUCUCAUUCAACUCGCCGGAAAGCAUACUGAGCGAGGAGAGCAUGCCUGAUCGCCUCACCGCCAACAUAUUGUUCAACGUGCAACGUCUGGCCAACCCGGUCAGUGCGCGGCUGACGAAGAAGGCACUGCUGGAGCUGAAGCAGAAGCAUCCGGCGGCCUUCCAAGAUAUUUGCCUCUAUUCCGAGGUGUGCAAAACGCUGGGGCGCAGCAGUUAUCGCAUGAAUGCGCGUCGAUUUCUACAGGAACUAUUUCUUGACCUGAAUUUCGACUCGUUCUAUGCGGAGCCCUCCGAUAUUCUAUCGAAGAAGGAGAAAUAUAUGGAUUUCGAGCGUGACCGCAAUGAAGUGGAGCGCUUGCAUGAGCUGAGCGGUAGCUCGCGCGCAACCAAAGGUAAGAGUGGUGCGUCCGCUGCAUUGGGCGCUAUUGCUGGUGGUAUUGGUGCGGAAGUAAGCAGCGGCACUACGAAGGUAUUAACAACACAAAGCAUAGCUGGCUUGGGCUAUAUGGCGACGCACAAGGCGGUAGCGCAUCUCAGCGGCAAGCUACAACCGCUGGCUAGUGUUUACGAGACCAGCUGUGAAAACUUGCUGCAGGAUGGUACAACAAAGGCUGAACUAAAUGUGAAAACGAAAUUAAAAGGUGAUAAUAAUCGUGAGGACAAAUUGGAUGCGCGUGCGAAAGCUAAAACGCGCCACAACACAUCCGCCUCGGUGAGUGUCACUUCGUCGUUGGGACGCGAAAUGCGCAAUGAGUUGCGUAUCACCUCCGACAGCGAUGAAAGCGAUUAUGAAGACACGAAUCGUUCGACGCAGUGGAUUGCGGCACCGUCCGUGCUGACCAACGACGACGUGGACGAAGUGGACGGCAUUGCGAUACAAAGGUGCUCCAUCACGCCUGCCUCGUCGACGACGGCAGCGUUUUCAUGCAAUACGACCGGUACAAACACCGCCUCCAGUCAGCCGACAAUAAGCAGCAGUAAUUGCAGCAGCGAACAAACGACGAACAGCAGCAAUCGGAGCAGUAUUUGUACGAUAUCGCGACAACCGACGAUGGCCAGCGGAUUUUCGGACAACAAUAUGAUCGAGCGCAUUAGUAUAAGCAGCAAUAGCAAUAGCAACAUCAACAACAACAAUAACAACAAUGCGAAUGCUAACGUGAAUACGAGUUGUAGCAGCACGAAUUUGAAUGCGAAUAUGAGUACGAGCGUGAGCAGCGGUAGCGUCGGCACGAGCACAAGCACGGGCAUCAGCAGUUGUGGCGUCGGCGUCGGCGUCGGUGGCGCCAACAACACAGGCGGAGCAGCGAGCAUAUUAGAAAACCAAAAUAAAAAGUAUACACGCGGCCGUUUUUAUACGCUUGAAUUGGACUUGAGUUGUACGAAAAAUAAAUUUCCCAUUACAGAUCGUAGCCGCAAUAGUGCAAAUUGGAAAACGGAAAGUGCUGUUGCCGCCGCCGCCGCCGCUGCCGCUGCCAAAACSUCCGCCGCCCCCACUACCACCACCCACAUUGAUGGCGCAAUUCUGCGGCGUAGCAGCUGUACGCAAGGUGUUGACGCAAAUGGCGGACCGUUCACUGUGGGCGCAACAAAGCAAACGCCAAAUUCACUAACAACAACAAACACGGGAACCACGUCGACAACAACUAGCAGCAGCAGCAACGCCAAUUUCCACUAUCGCCUGCCCAUCAUGCGGCAAUCAUACACAGCAGGCAUUACGCCACAAAUGCAAUACAUCCACACAGAUGACGGCAGCAGUGAAACGACGCUCGGCACCACCACAACCACUACCACUACAAUUAGUAACAACAGUAACGCUGCCGUUGGGGUCGCUGCGAUUGAUCCAUCGCUCGCUAAACACAAUGUUGCUGCGUGUAAUCAGCCAACAACGAGCACGACGAGUAGCGUUAAUACACUAACAAUAACUAAGAGUUUGGCGGCGUCGCUGGCGAAGCCUAUCGGCAGUUUAUACUGUGAGAAACGCUUGCAGGCGCUAAAAAUGGACACAAAAGCCACUGACACUUAAAUGCACCAAAACAAAAGCCAAUCGACACUUCUCAAUUCAAUAUUAUUUUCCGCUUACCCACCACCCCACCCAUUUGGUUGGUCUCCUGUCUGUCAACAGCUGAUUGCAACCGUAUUUGUUUUUGAGUUCUUGCUUUUAGCAAUAGGCAUUGAAUUAUGCCAUGUAUGCAUGGGAGUAGACUAAAUUCUAGAAAGUUAUAUCUUUUGUCAAGGUCAAGUCAUGAGCAGUUUUAUAGUGUUUGCUUUUAGUGCAGUUCGCUUAUUGAAGUUUGUGUAAGAGCGUAUAUUUAUUAUAAAAUAUUCGAAAAGUAACUGAAAUUGUUGCCACUGUACAUUUAUAUAUAACUGUAAGCGACUUUAUGUACUUCGCUAUUAAAUUUUUUUCGAAAUUUGUACUACUUUUCCGCUUAAGUUCAAAGUUUUGCAUAAAAUCACUAUUCUAAUAGAAACCGAACUUCACUCAACUGUGUAUUUAUAGCAGGAAAUAUAUUUCAAAAAAAAAAAGGAACGAAGUAGUAAACAAAAUUAUUAUUGAAAGCAGGCUGUCCAGCCAGCACUGGGUUCCACUAAACGAAAAUUGAAAAUGGCUUGCAUUUUAUUUCAAAAAUUUGCUAAAUUUGUGUUGCAAACGAAUAUUCUAAAGUCUAGUAUAUGUAUAUACAUACAUACAUAUAUACAAAAUGUAUCCGAAGCAAUGAAUGAAAAAAUUACAACAACAAAAAAUUAUAAAUGCAUUGUACAGUUACAGUUCUAUAACAAUUAAGAUAAAUUUGGUUUAUGAUAUUUCUUUGAUUAUUCACCAUAUAUUGCAUUAUCGCAUUGUGCAAAAUGCAAAAAGGAAAAAUAAAUCGGAUUUGUUGAGAUAUUGGCGCGUAGGAAAUCAUAGGAAUAAAUAAGCAGUGAAAUAGCCACACAGGAAUAGCAUUAAAGGAGUGGGAGAGUACAUAUACAACUGUUAUAUAUGG
Messenger RNA from Bactrocera latifrons, 8784 nucleotides. RefSeq names its product rapamycin-insensitive companion of mTOR (gene rictor). Gene Ontology annotation, biological process: TORC2 signaling; positive regulation of phosphatidylinositol 3-kinase/protein kinase B signal transduction. Bases 1101 to 7820 code for a protein of 2239 amino acids. NCBI's taxonomy places the organism in Eukaryota, Metazoa, Arthropoda, Insecta, Diptera, Tephritidae. The transcript has 20 exons. The record is from RefSeq and is a predicted model, not a curated record. Gene Ontology annotation, cellular component: TORC2 complex. Gene Ontology annotation, molecular function: protein serine/threonine kinase activator activity.